AAAUUGGACAAUAAACCUCUGGCCUCCACAAGCACACACAUACAGAGAGAGAGAGAGAGAGAGAGAGAGAGAGAGAGAGAGAGAGAGAGAGAGAGAGAGAGAAAGGCCCAAAUAUAUGAGGUCAAGAAACUUGCCCAAGUCAGGGUCAGGCUGGGUGGUCAGGUGGUGGUGGAGUCGCACGCCUUUAAUCCUAGCAUUCAGGAGGCAAAGGCAGGCAGAUCUCAGAGAAUUUGAGCCCAGCCUGGUCUACAAAUCAAGUUCCAGGACAGGCAGGACUGUUACACACAGAAAACCUGUCUCAAAAAAGCAAAACAAACAAACAAACAGAAAAGAAACUUGCCCAAGUCUCAUAACCUCAACAGUAGAGUUUGGAUCCCAUUCCUAGCUCUUGAUUAUGUGUAUAAUCAGCUAUGUUUAGUGAAGGUCAUCAGGGAAGGCAGUGACCUGGUCUGGAUUUGGGGCAUGGUUCAUAUAGGGAAUGCUCAAUGGGAUAUACAAUAGGCAGUAUGUCUGAGGUUUCCUUGUUUGGAUUGAGAGAAGACACGCCGUCACUCAUCAAUUAACACCAGUAAAAAUAAAAUAUUUUCACCAGGUAUGGUGGCACACAUCUUUAAUCCCAGCACUCAGGAAGUAGAGGCAGACAGAUCUCUGUGAGUUUGAGGACAGCCGGGUCUAGAUAGCUAGUUCCAUGACAGUCAGAGCUAUACAGAGAAACCCUGUUUUGAGGGGGGGAAAAAAAGUGAUAGAUGAAGACAUUAGUGUCAACCUCUGGUCUCCAUAAGAGCAUGCACCCUCCCCCUACACACACACACACACACACACACACACACACACACACACACACACACGGUGAUACUUUGUGCUUUAACAAAUAAAGCUUCACACACACACACACACACACACACACACACACACACACACACACACACGGUGAUACUUUGUGCUUUAACAAAUAAAGCUUGCCUGAAGAUCAGAGUGUGGAGCUAAGCCACUAGUGAGUCAUAGAGGCCAGGCAGUGGUGGUACACACCUUUUAAUCCCAGCACUCAGGAGGCAGAGGCAGACGGAUCUCUGUGAGUUCAAGGCCACUCUGGGCUACACGAGAUUGUUUCAGUCUAAAAGAGAAACGGAGCCAAGCAGUGGUGGCACACACCUUUAAUCCCAGCUCUUGGGAUCUCACACACAUUUAAUCCCAGCAAUAGGGAGGUGGAGAGAGGAAGCUAUAUGGCUGGGCAGAGAGAGGAAUGUAAGGUGGGAGGAGACAAGCUCAGGUCUCCUUUCCACUGAGGAGUUGGUGAGGUGAGAGGUGGUUGUGGCUUAUUCCUUUAUCUCUCUGAUCUUUCAGAAUUACCCUGAUAUCUGGUUCUGAAAUUUUAUUGAGACCAAUUAGGAUUUGUGCUAUACACACACACACACACAAAUACACAUUAUCGAAUAUUAGUUGAAGAUGUGUUACAUUUAUUUAUGCUGUGGAACAUUUGUUUUAUGAUGCAAAGACAUGUACAUUUUUUUUUAUGUUGCAUUUGUUUAACUCUCAAAAAAUGUGUCCCUAGCUGGGCGGCGUGUUUAAUCCCAGCACUCCAGAGGUAGAGCCAGGCUGAUCUCUGUGAGUUUGAGGCCAGCCUAGUCUACAGAGCAAGAUCCAGGACAGUCACCAAAACUACACAGAGAAAACCUGUCUCAAAAACAAAACAAACAAACAAACAAAAAAAGCUGGGCGGUGGUGGCUCAUGCCUUUAAUCCCAGCACUUGGGAGGCAGAGCCAAACGGAUCUCUAUGAGUUCAAGGCCAGACUGGUAUACAGAGCAAGUUCUAGGACAGGCUCCAAAGCUACACAAAGAAACCCUCUCUCAAAGGAAAAAAAAAAUGUAUCCCUGCCUGACACUUAUCACAAAAAGAAAAAAACAAAACACAAAACUGAAACAAUUAAUAAAUAUCUAGAAGAUAUGGUAAACACUUUAGAAGAAGCAGUUUUAUUUAUAGGUAAUCAAAUUCAAAACAUUAGAAGUUAGAUUGCUUUCUGACAUUCACAGUUGAAAUGGAUUUGUGUCACUCCACUUCCACAGAAUGCUUCUAAGGUAACCUGGACACAGGUUAGGUCCCACCUCCAUGGUCUGUGGAACAAUCUGAACUAGCUAUAAACAUGCAGUCUUUGCAUUGACAAAUUUCAGCCAUUAGUUCAGCUCAACUGGAGUCCACCUCAGCUUCUGAGCUUACAUAUAGCUUCUUAGGAUCUCUCACUUCUUUUGUCUCAGGACAGAGCUUUUGGUCUAGGAUCAUUAAUUUGGGAGUGAUCCUGAGAGUUAUGUUUAUUUCAUCCUUGUCCUUCCCAGUCAUCUUCCAAGGACUGAAAAAUGCCCUACGUGCCACACAAUAAUAUCUACAGACUCUUGAGUUAACAAAAAAGGGGGAUAUGGCACAGCCAUAUCUGAAUGGAGUGGCAAAAGUCCUAAAGCCAGCCCAGCUGCUUGACAAAGAUCCAGCAAAGCUGAGCUGCAUGAUGGCCGCCAGGCCACUUUUGGUUUUCAUCUCUGCCUGUUGCAUACUUGGGGGACUUUUAGUAUUUGUACAAUUUGGGGAUACUGGACUGAUGGAAAAAUUCUUAGAAAUAAUUUAUGCCUUCUCCCAAGAGUACUGCUUCUAAGCUUCCCCAGGAAAAUCCUGAACAUACUACCCCUCCUGCUUUUAGGGAGAUAUCCUUAUCUACUUGAAGAUCUUCCUUAUGCCUUGGAGGUUGUUGUGACACACAUAAAGAAGCCAGAGGUCUCUUUCUGAGGCUAUGAGAUAUUCUUGAAACAUCUGUCCCUGUACUUACUCAGGAACAAGAUAAUCAAAACGAAGUAAACUUAAAAAGGUCAACAAGAUUCAGUGGGCUAGAGGAGUUGGCCACAGAUCAGACUGCAAGCCUCUUCCCACUAUACACUCAGACAAUUAUGUGAUAUGUACAGCAACAAAGUGAGAUUAGCUGAAGUUACCUCUGCCCUACACAGAGACUUAUACUGAUGAACAAAGAAUGAUAUAAAAAGAUGAUAUAAGAAUGAGAUGUCAGGACCUCCCUUUCUUAAAAAAGUUAGCACAUGCAGAGGCACUGUGAUGUCAUAUGACCAAGGAACAACAGAUUGCCAGGAUUAUACAUAUAAACAAAUUCUAUAAAGAUAUAUUAUGCCAGAAUUUGAAUAAUAACUGCAGCAACUUGGUCACUCUGACCAUUAAGAGUUAAUAAUACACUGCUUGGGACAUGGCAAUCUGCCCAGCUGGCUAGGAGAUUUUGUUUUGGUCUAGGGUCCUUGAAACCACAAAAGCAGAUGUAGCCCAAGAAUAGGCUGUCAUAUGCCUCUAGAUUCUGUUCUUUUUUUUUUUUUUAAGACAGGGUUUCUCUGUGUAACAGCCCAGCCGUCCUGGAACUUGCUUUGUAGACCAUGCUGGCCUUGAACUCACAGAGAUCUGCCUACCUCUGCCUCCUGAGUACUGGGAUUUAAGGCGUGCACCACCACCACUACUACCAGGGGCUGCCAAAGAGGGCAAACAAGCGCGUGGAACCUGGAAGCCAGAGAACAUCGCUGUACAGGAAAGAAACUGAAGCCGUUUUCAGAGCCGGCCUGGGCCCGUAGAAACUCUCGGAAUCUAUCUACCAUGGAACGUGAGCUUGGCUUGUUGCUGUUGCUCCUGACGCUGGCGCAUGCCUCUCCCGCCACGCCAGAGCCCUGCGAGCUGGAUGAGGACAGUGUCCGCUGCGUCUGCAACUUCUCAGAUCCGCAGCCGGAUUGGUCCAGCGCUUUUCUGUGUACCGGGGCGGUGGAUGUGGAGUUCUACGGCGGCGGUCGCAGCCUGGAGCACUUUCUAAAGCGUGUGGACACCGAAGCAGACCUUCGGCAGUACGCAGAUGUGGUCAGGUCCCUGCCCUGGCAGCGGCUUACCGUGGGGGACGCGCGGGUUCCUGCUCUGAUGCUAUUCGGAGUCCUGCGUAUGCUCGGGUAUUCCAGCCUCAAGGAACUGACUCUUGAAAACCUCGAGGUAACCGGCACCACGCUGCCGCCGCUUCUGGAAGCCACCGGACCCGAUCUCAACACCUUGAGCCUCCGCAACGUGUCGUGGGCGACAGGGGAUGCCUGGCUCGGAGAACUGCAGCAGUGGCUAAAGCCUGGACUCCAGGUAUUGAGUAUUGCUCAGGCACACUCACUCAACUUUUCCUGCGAACAGGUCCGAGUCUUCCCCGCCCUUGCCACCUUAGACCUGUCUGACAACCCCGAACUGGGCGAGAGAGGGCUGAUCUCGGCUCUGUGUCCGAGCAAGUUCCCGGCCCUCCAAGUUUUAGCGCUGCGCAACACAGGGAUGGAGACGCCCAGCGGCGUGUGCUCUGCGCUGGCCGCAGCAAGUGUGCAGCUGGAAGAACUGGACCUUAGUCACAAUUCACUGCGGGAUACUGCAGGCUCUCCCGGAUGUGACUGGCCUAGCAAGCUAAACUCGCUCAAUCUGUCUUUCACUGAACUGGAGCAGGUGCCGAAGGGACUGCCAGCCGUGCUCAGGGUACUUGAUCUCAGUCACAACAGGCUGGAUAGGAAACCUAGGCCAGAUGAACUGCCCAAGGUGGAUAAAUUGUCACUUAAAGGAAAUCUCUUUUUGACCCCUGAACCCCACUCGGAGGAGUACAACUCUGGUGUAGUCACAGCCCCAGUGCGUUCGUCCCUGGCAGUGUGCGUGUCAGGAACUCUGGCUGUGCUCCAAGGAGUCAGCCUUUUUACCUAAUGCCAAAGGGAGAAAAAGGAACAAUUGCAUUGUUCUGGCUUCUGAGGGUCCGGUCAGAAUGAUCAGAACUUCUUGACCAACCAAUCCUCUGCCUUACAAUUAUUAAAAUCUUAAACCACGAUGUAAGGGAAAAAAGACAGUCUUAGGUGGCUCAGUGGGUAAAGGCCACCAAGUUUGACACCUGAUUUUGAUCCUCAGCAUCCACACGGAGGGAAUGAACUCACUCCUGAAAGUUGUCUAUCUGACCUCCACACACGCGCUGUGUGAUACAGUUGUGUUUUGUAUGUGUGUGUGUGUGUGUGUGUGUGUAUACAAAUGUGUUCACAAAAUAAAUAUUUUUAAAAUAA
Molecule: messenger RNA, 5092 nt
Organism: Peromyscus californicus insignis
Lineage: Eukaryota; Metazoa; Chordata; Mammalia; Rodentia; Cricetidae
Gene: Cd14
Product: CD14 molecule
Exons: 3
Coding region: 3633-4745 (370 amino acids)
Biological process (GO): lipopolysaccharide-mediated signaling pathway; toll-like receptor 4 signaling pathway; positive regulation of non-canonical NF-kappaB signal transduction
Cellular component (GO): external side of plasma membrane; membrane raft; lipopolysaccharide receptor complex
Molecular function (GO): lipopolysaccharide binding; protein binding
Source: RefSeq, a predicted model, not a curated record